CAAAGUUGAUAAACAAUGCAGCGAGCGGAGCUUUUAUCAAUGUGCAGUCUAGUGGAGAACGUACGGAAAACUGAAGACAAACAUUACCGAAAAUUUAAAAAUGAUAUCCAAACUGGACACAAAAAUUAUUACAUGCAAGCUAAUUAUAUUCCUAAAUAUGGAUCAAUGUUACCUUGCCCUCGCUGGGACUGCAGGAGCAGCUGCAGAUCAGCAGCAGAACUGCAGACAACAAAAUUAAACAAAGAUUCUUGCGAUAACAUUGAUUACAAUAUUCCACUAAAUAUGGAUUCUCACGUUACAUCAGAGAAUGUAGAUUCACAUCACGGGAAUGUUCUUAUUACCGACGACAAUUCUAAUUUAUAUUGGGAGAUGAACUAUCACGAAGCUGCUAUUUUUCUUGAGGAAGGAAGAAAUAAUGAAAAAUUUGAAUCUCACCCCAGACAUGCUGAAGAUUUACCAGCAUAUUUAUUAGUUCACAAUAGUUGGUACUAUGGACUUGACCUUUUAACAUCAUUAAUUUUGUUAGGACUAGCAUUUGUAGAGGAACCAGCUGUGCCUCUUUUUAAACUUCCUAUUUGGACUCAUAGUUCCAUAGAAUUACUUGCUCUUACAACAAUCGGCAUUGAGUUAACUUUGAAACUGAGGUGGAUAGGAUGGGGAACCAUGCUCAAACACAAAAGAACUAUGAUAAAGUGUAUAGCAUUAUUGAUUAUGUUCGCUGAGGCUCUGGUGGUUUUAGCGCGUCAGUCGACACAUUUUAGAGUAACGCGCGCCCUUCGACCAAUCUUUUUAGUAGACACAAAAUAUUGCGGAGGAGUAAGAAGAUUCAUUAGACAAAUUUUACAAACACUUCCGCCGAUAUUAGAUAUGUUGGGCCUCCUAUUAUUUUUUAUUUCGACUUACACGGUCUUGGGAUAUUAUCUAUUUUCUGAAAUGAACGUAAAUUUUGCAACUUUGCAAGAUAGUUUCGUCAGUCUUUUUGUAUUGCUAACAACAGCAAACUUUCCAGAUGUUAUGAUGCCAUCAUUUUCACAAAACAAGUGGUACGCAAUUUACUUUGUAUCCUAUGUUUGUACAAUGCUAUACGUCAUAAUGAAUCUCAUGCUCGCCGUCGUCAACGAAACCUUCACAUCAGCAGAGCGAGAAAAAUUUAAAAAGUUGUUUCUACAUAAGCGAAAAGCGUCUCAACAUGCCUUUAAACUGUUAGUGUCAAAACAGAACCCAGAUUCCAUGCGCUUCAAACAAUUUGAAGGCUUAAUGCGCUACUAUGCUCCCCACAAACCUAUCAAGGAUAUAGUGUUGAUGUUUCAAUAUUUAAACGUGUCGAAUAGCGGCACUCUGUCAUGGAACGAAUUUUCAAAUGUUUACGACGCCACCGCAUUGACUUGGGAACCCCAAUAUUCUAGCAUUCCAUGGUACCAUUCGACAUGGUCGCCUCUUCAAAUGCUUUGUCAAGGAGCUCAUGUAGUUAUUUCUUGGCGAUACUUUGAAAGCUUUGUUUAUUCUAUUAUUGUUGGGAAUGGCAUUGCCAUGAUUAGUCGUCUCAUUCAAUCGGCAGAAUUUAGUAGAGAAAAAUCUGCUCAUUUCUUCGCCGCUUCUUGGGACACAUUGUUAUUCACCGGAUUGUUUGCUAUGGAAGCUUUAAUCAAAGUGCUGGGUCUAGGAAUACGACGUUAUUUGAGUUCCGGAUGGAAUCUAUUUGACCUUGGUACCUCGGCCUUGAUGCUGAUAGCGUUAGUUGGACUCACGCUCUUUCCCAAAGCAGUUUUCUUUGUCGUAUUUCGACCCUUUCGAAUGCUUCGGUUGUUCAAAGUGAAGAAACGAUACCGUGACGUGUUUGGUACGUUAGUCUUACUCUCUCCGCAAAUGUGUUCCACGGCGAUCGUCAUGCUAGUACUCUAUUAUUUUUUCGCCAUCAUUGGAAUGGAGCUAUUUGCCGGAUAUGAUAUGAAAAAUUGUUGUCGUAAUACAACAGUUGAAGAUUUCUAUAAAUAUUCUGCGAACGAAAGCACAAGUUUAGGAUACUAUUACUUAAACACCUUUGACAAUUUAAUGGCCAGUGGCAUGACUCUGUUUGAACUUACUGUUGUCAACAAUUGGUUUAUACUUAUGAAUGCCUACUCUGUCACCGUGGGCAUGUAUACAAGAAUCUACUUUAUGAUUUUUUAUUUAAUAACAAUGAUAGUUUUGACAAUCGUAGUGUCUAGUUUUCUUGAAGCUUUUCGCUUUAGGAUUCAGUAUAAAAAAUCAACCACUAAACGAGACGAGGAGAAAAUGCUGCAUGAGCAAGUCGAAUUGAAUUAUUACGAAUUAAAGUCGAUUGUUCAAGAUGAACGUUUGAUGACAGAACAACUUAGCGAGUUUCUACCGCCUGGCUCUUUACGAAUAUUUAUUGGUUCACGACCUCGUACACGAGAUAUUUUGCAACGGAAAAUGUAUACGCAAGAGAUUGAAGAAUGGCUGUCGGAAGCUGAAGCACAAGAUAGACAUAACAAUAUGAGUAGUGAGCGUGGCAUCGACGAGCGUAUACCGGAAGCCGAAAGUACCGUAACAAACGGAAUGAAUUUAAUACAAAGAAGAGCGAGCGCUGUUUUUAAUUAAUAACUACAAUAUUUAU
Phymastichus coffea is the source of this 2617-nucleotide messenger RNA. RefSeq names its product two pore calcium channel protein 1-like (gene Tpcn1). Gene Ontology annotation, molecular function: voltage-gated channel activity; monoatomic ion channel activity. The record is from RefSeq and is a predicted model, not a curated record. Gene Ontology annotation, biological process: monoatomic ion transport; transmembrane transport. NCBI's taxonomy places the organism in Eukaryota, Metazoa, Arthropoda, Insecta, Hymenoptera, Eulophidae. Gene Ontology annotation, cellular component: endosome membrane; lysosomal membrane. The transcript is spliced from 13 exons. The coding region runs from base 16 to 2601 and encodes 861 amino acids.